UACCUUCUGCUAGGCACCAGUACGACUUUACAGCUUUUAAAUCCGAGGACUUCAACUAUAACCUCUACCGAGGGUUGCGGGGUGCUGCAAACCCGUGAGGGAGGCACCGCUCCCCCGCGAAGGCCACCACAAGCUCGCUCUCCCUUCCCCGCAACCCAGGCAGCGUAGCCCAGCGGCCACCACGUCCGCGGCGAGGCGAGGCGGAGCGCCGGCCUUUGGCCCCGCCGCGUUGCCGUCGGGGGGCGGGGCUGCAGCGGCAGUCAUGGCGGCGCCCGUCGUCCCGGAGAGCGACAGCAUCCGCAGGGCCGUGUCGCUGCUGAACGCGGUGGACCCUGGCCGGUUCCCGCGACUCGUUUCCCGUCUCCUCCAGAAGCUGCACGUGAAGGCUGAAAGUAGCUUCAGUGAAGAUGAAGAAGAAAAACUUCAAAUAGCUUUUUCAUUGGAAAAACAGGAUCUUCAUCUAGUUCUUGAAACUAUAUCAUUCAUUUUGGAACAGGCAGUCUAUCAUAAUUUGAAGCCUGCUUCAUUGCAACAACAGCUGCAAAACAUUCACCUGGAUGAAGACAAAGCUGAAGCAUUUGCCAGUGCAUGGGCAGCUGCAGGUCAAGAUACGAUUGAAAAGUUCAGGCAGAGGGUUUUGACUCCUCAGAAGCUUGAAACAAUUGGAUGGCAGCUUAAUCUUCAAAUGGCAGAGUCUAUGCAAGCGAAGCUGAAGUCUCCUCAAGCUAUGCUAGAGCUGGGACUGAGCAAUGAAGAUUCAAAGAACCUGAAGAAAGUGUUUGUGGAAUUCAGUCAUCAGGAGCUGUUUGAGUUCUAUAACAAGCUGGAAACUAUACAAGCACAGCUGGAUUCCCUUACGUGAUGUUUUUGAAGACUUACUUCUCCAUCACACUCUUGCCACCUCAUUAUUUUGAAUUGAAGAUAGAUUGCCAAGCUGUGUUUGCUGAAGGAUUCAGUGGGUUGCUUCCUGUAAAAUUAUAUGGCUUAUCUCGUUUUUAGACCAUUAAAAUUAGGCAAGCAUCUUUGUUAAGAAUCUGAAGAUUCUAAUGGGCUUUCUCUUUUUUUCUGAGCAAUUGUGAAGAAUGGCUUUACUUGCAGAAAAAAAGAAUACUGCCCUGCUUCAGAGAUGGGAGGGUUUUUUGUCCUGUUAUGUGCGUUACUUGAUUCUGGUAGAAGUUUGCAUACUAGUCAGGGACCAGGAAUAAAAUCUAUUUUUUAGACAUAAAAGGAAUAUAAAAGUAGUAAGAAAAUACACAGCUAAUAAAAUCUCUAUCUUUUUGAAUUGUUACUCACAUGAUUGAUAAAGCUUAUUGCAAAUUUGUCAAAAUAAAUUCAGAAUUUUAAAAUG
Molecule: messenger RNA, 1348 nt
Organism: Grus americana (Whooping crane)
Lineage: Eukaryota; Metazoa; Chordata; Aves; Gruiformes; Gruidae
Gene: COMMD10
Product: COMM domain containing 10
Exons: 7
Coding region: 263-862 (199 amino acids)
Source: RefSeq, a predicted model, not a curated record